UGUUCAGCAGACCGUCACUCAACAUUCUAGCAUGUUGCAUGUUGAAUCAGAAUGACAUCAUACAUCGGAGCCGGCUCCAGCGCCGUAGGUGCACAUAUAACCAAUUACAUAGCCGUACGUCAAGAUCUCGCAAUCACUUCAUUCAAUCUUGUGGCGACUGAACGAGAGAGCAACUACAUACUGUACUACCACAAUCAUACACCACCGACAUGUCGCAACAAAAAGUCUUUCGCUUGGCCAAGAAGGGCGCCGGGUACAAUGCUCUGGAGGAGAAGACCGAGGCGAUUCCCAAGGUCAAGCCGCAUGAAGUGUUGAUCAAAGUCCAUGCGACCACGUUGAAUUAUCGGGAUCUGGUCAUUGCCAAUGGCCAAUAUCCAUUCCCCGUUGGCGAAGACUUCGUUCCCUUGUCCGAUGCCGCUGGGACGAUUGUCGAGGUUGGAUCGGACGUGCCUAAUCUACAGAAAGACGACUGGGUCAUCUCCAACUUUGACGUGACGAAUCUCUACGGCCCGCAGCAGGACUGGAAUCACGGUCUUGGUGGACCCAUCGAUGGCGCCCUGCGAGAGUAUCUCCCCGUGCCAGCGAGCGCGGUGGUCAAGAUCCCCAAGACGACGAAGCUGAGCUGGGGCCAACUGGCGGGUCUGGUCUGCACGGGCACCACCGCCUGGAAUGCGCUGUAUGGCAACAACCCGCUCAAGCCAGGCCAGACGGUCUUGUUCCUGGGAACGGGAGGUGUGUCCAUGACCGGGCUCAUGCUUGCCAAGGCCGCGGGAGCCAAUACUAUCAUCACCUCGUCUUCGGAUGAUAAGGCGAAAAUGGCCGUGGACAAGUACGGGGCUGAUCACACCAUCAACUACAAGACAACGCCCAAGUGGGAGGAGGAGGUGAACAGAAUCACCAACGGCCACGGAGCUGACAUUGUCAUCGAGAACGGAGGGGCCGGCACCAUCGGCCAAAGCCUGGCGUGCGUUGCUCGAGGCGGCAUCGUCGCCGUGAUCGGCUUCCUGGCGCAGCCGAAGGAGAUGCCGGAUGUCGCUAGCCUCGUUCUCGGGUCGGGCGCCAUUGUUCGCGGGAUCAACGUUGGCGCGAAGCAGCUGACGGAAGACUUGGUGACGUUCGUUACGAGUAAGGGUUUGCAGAUGCCGGUGGAGAAGACGUUUGGCUUCAGUCGAGAGCAGAUCUUGGAGGCGUACAAGUAUCUCGAGAGUGGCAGCCAUAUUGGCAAGAUCUGCAUCGAGGUCAAGUGAGCGCGCACGAUUUACUGGGUGUGAAUGUUGGUGAGCGAAUAGGCUUGAUAUACAUUAGAGAGCAACACGUAAACUUGAGCAGUCACGUGGAGACGUGAAUCUUUCGCG
Messenger RNA from Neohortaea acidophila, 1355 nucleotides. Its product is annotated as zinc-containing alcohol dehydrogenase. The transcript is spliced from 3 exons. Bases 210 to 1247 code for a protein of 345 amino acids. NCBI's taxonomy places the organism in Eukaryota, Fungi, Ascomycota, Dothideomycetes, Mycosphaerellales, Teratosphaeriaceae. The record is from RefSeq and is a predicted model, not a curated record. Gene Ontology annotation, molecular function: oxidoreductase activity.